Molecule: messenger RNA, 2296 nt
Organism: Paramisgurnus dabryanus
Lineage: Eukaryota; Metazoa; Chordata; Actinopteri; Cypriniformes; Cobitidae
Source: RefSeq, a predicted model, not a curated record
GCCUAAGCACGUGGUAGCAAAGGUCACAUGACCAGUCUUUUCAAAUCUGUCAGCUGACAGAAGGAUUUUUUGCGUGAGAAAAAGGAUGUCUGUAAGUGUCCAGCCUACCCAGUGGACCUCUGACUGCAAGGAUCAGAAUUUUGAUGGGAUUAUCGUGAUAGCCCGUAGCUUUGACCAGCUCCCCAAUGAGCUUGAGAGCUUAAAAGCGCCCUUGCAGGACUACAGUGCAGUGGACUGUGGCUUAGGUGAAGAAGUCGUGGUUGUUAAAGUUCCUGGUCUCCCUGGAAACAGAUUGGUGUUUGCCUCCACUGGUCCAGUGAACCGGGAUUACGAUGAUGUCAGGCGAUUCAGCGAUGCUGCCAGUAAUGGCAUUAAAAGGGCUCUGAAAGCUGGCAUUCAGCGUCCUCUGCUGGUGUGUCCGCCGCACAACAGCUAUGCAAGAAACACCCUUGCGGCUGUACUGGGGGCUCUGCAAACUCUCUACGUGCCUUUGGAGGUGAGAGAACUCAAGUCAUCCCUUCAUAAAGUCUCUACGCUGGGCAUCUGGGUGAAGGAUCAAUCGCAGGGGGAAGAAAUUGCAAAGCUGGCCAUUGCCCUGGAGAGCGGCAGAUUUGUCUGUCGAGACAUCGGUGGCUCCGACCCUGAGCGUAUGGCUGCACCUCGCGUUGCUGAAUAUGUGCAAGCCGUCUUCAAGGACAGUCCUGUGAAGGUGACAGUCGUGAGUGAUCUGAAAACUCUGGAGAAAGAAUAUCCAUGUUUGGCUGCAGUCAAUCGAUGUGCCAACACUGUGCCACGUCAUCAGGCCAGAGUGAUCAAACUGCUGUACUGCGGUGAAGGACCCAUUGAACAGACUCUUAUGCUGGUUGGCAAGGGUAUUACAUAUGACACUGGUGGAGCUGACAUCAAAGCUGGUGGCAUCAUGGCUGGAAUGCACAGAGAUAAAUGUGGCUCUGCUGCUGUUGCUGGCUUCUUUCAGAUCCUAGCCAAACUGAAACCGAAACACCUGAAGGUUGUGGGUGCGAUGGCAAUGGUGCGGAACAGUGUCGGAUCUGAUUGUUAUGUAGCAGAUGAGUUGGUAGUGUCCCGUGCCGGCCGUACGAUCCGUGUUGGAAACACAGAUGCUGAAGGAAGGAUGGUCAUGGUGGACUUGCUUUGUGAGAUGAAAGAGCAGGCCUUAAAGGAAGUGUCUCCCCAACUCUUCACUAUUGCUACUCUGACAGGACAUGCUAUUAGAGCCAUGGGACCCAACUACUCUAUCAUAAUGGAUAAUGGUGCUGCCCACCGGUCAGGAAAUGCUCUGGAGUGGCAGAAAGCGGGAGAGGUUCUCGGAGAUUUGUUUGAGGUGUCCACAAUUCGUCGGGAGGACUAUGAGUUUCACAAAGGGAAGUCUGAGUAUGAGGAGAUCCUGCAAUCUAACAAUCUUCCCUCUUCUGCCACACCACGUGGACACCAGACACCCGCUGCCUUCCUCAUCAUGGCGUCUGGAUUAGAUAAGCAUGGAGUUGACUCCGACAAACCUUUGCCUUAUUCCCACAUUGACAUUGCUGGAUCCAGUGGGCCAUUCCCUGGUGUCCCAACAGGUGCUCCUAUCCUUGCCAUGGCGACAAAGUACUUGCAGCUUUAAAAAAAUGUUUUGUAUCAUCAUCAGUUUGCCAUUUUUCUGAUGAAUACCUUACAAUUGUAAUACACCACUUAUGACUUGUAUUAUGUGUGUUACUCUUACAUAAAAGCAUACAUUUAUUUGUUCACUUCCGAAUAAAAAUGCAGUCGUGUACACACAUCUAAUCACAAAUUGAAGUCACUCUGAACAAGAUGUUUCAAAUCAGGACACACUUUUUUUUAACCUGUAGCCAUAUUAAAGAAUGUGAGAAGAAGCCAGUCAAUGGUUUUGGAUUGCAAGAAGUAAAUAAAUAAAUUUAGAUAGAUGUGAAAAAAAAACUUUUGUAAAAACAUCCACAUUGUACAAGUGUAUUUAAGGGUGUGCACCAAAAUUUCAACAAAAAAAAAACAUUUUAACUAACAAAAAAGUGUUUGUUAAUAUGAUGGGGUACUGUAAUUUUUCAUACACAUCUAAGAUUUUGUUAAAGGUUUUUUCCUUAGUCCACCUCCAAAAGGACAUUUUUAAGAUGAAACUCUCUGGGUCUUAACAUCCCAACCUUUAGACCAAUCAGGACUGUCUACAUAGUUAAAACUUGCCUAAAACCUUCAGUAGAUGCAGGAUAUAAAUCAGGGAAAUAACUAUCAGCCAGUAUGACAUUUUGUUAAAAGCAAAUAAAUUUUGAUUUAAUUGAAUGUG